GAAGAAGAAGAACUGCAUCUGACGGAUGAUUUCUACGUCAUCACGUCCGCACAGCGAGGGAAAUCCAAACCGAAACCUGAAAGGUUGUUUGUAAUAUUUUCUUGCUGCGGGAAAGUUCCACGUCCAAAAAGUGGUUCAAAGUGUCAAAAUGCAGAGAGCUUCUCGUUUAAAGCGUGAACUUCAGAUGCUGAGCACCGAGCCUCCUCCUGGGAUAACAUGCUGGCAAAACGACGAGCAGAUUGACGACCUCCGCGCACAGAUAGUGGGUGGAUCAGGAACUCCAUAUGAAGGUGGACUCUUUUCCUUGGAGAUCAAAGUGCCAGAAAGGUAUCCAUUUGAGCCUCCAAAUAUAAGAUUCUUGACGCCAAUCUACCACCCCAACAUAGAUAACUCGGGGCGCAUCUGUCACGAUGCUCUUAAACUUCCACCAAAGGGUGCCUGGAGACCGUCUUUGAACAUCUCCACGGUCCUCACCUCCAUUCAGCUGCUUAUGGCUGAGCCCAAUCCAGAUGACCCAUUAAUGGCCGAUAUAUCAUCUGAGUUUAAAUACAACAAACAGGUGUAUCUGGAAAAAGCCAGGAAGGUCACACAGGAACAUGCAGUUCAGAAAACCGCUAGAGUUGUGGAGGAGAAUAAGGAAAACACUCCGGUUCCAAAACCAUCAUCGCUGAAGAGAGACUUGCAGCAGGGACCAGCAGGAGAUCCACCUAAGAGAACUUGCACAUAGUUUUUAUUUCACACUAAAAUUCUGUUUGGCACACCAAUUAUUUCUUAGAAAUAAAUUUUAAUUUAGACAUCAUCCAUUUGUGUAUGUAAAUAAAUUGAUGUUUGUCAAUCUGCACAUUUGUAAGAUUGCUGUAAAUGUUUGUGUUGUCAUAUUAAAGUGUGAAUGCAUGGCC
This is a messenger RNA of Oryzias melastigma (Indian medaka), 899 nucleotides long. It is a transcript of the gene ube2t, whose product is annotated as ubiquitin-conjugating enzyme E2T (putative). Lineage: Eukaryota; Metazoa; Chordata; Actinopteri; Beloniformes; Adrianichthyidae. The transcript has 7 exons. Bases 149 to 727 code for a protein of 192 amino acids. The record is from RefSeq and is a predicted model, not a curated record.